This is a messenger RNA of Eutrema salsugineum, 2060 nucleotides long. Its product is annotated as pentatricopeptide repeat-containing protein At5g61800. The record is from RefSeq and is a predicted model, not a curated record. Gene Ontology annotation, molecular function: RNA binding; protein binding. The coding region runs from base 64 to 1614 and encodes 516 amino acids. NCBI's taxonomy places the organism in Eukaryota, Viridiplantae, Streptophyta, Magnoliopsida, Brassicales, Brassicaceae. The transcript has a single exon. Gene Ontology annotation, biological process: RNA modification.
UGCACCAUUUGAAGUCAUAUUUCGAUGUCCAUAGAAUCUGGAGAAGCUCUUAAGAUCAGCUGAAUGAUAAAUUCUAAGACUUGUGUGUAUCUCAACCUGAAAGUUGAGAAUUUACUGAAGCUGUGUAAAACCCUUAGACAUCUGCAUCAGUUUCAUGCCCAAUUCAUCACUUCCGGGCGAAUCUCCAACGAUUUCAACCAGAACUCUGUUUUCACCGAUAUCCUCUUCGCCAUCACCUCUAUCGCACCGUCUCCGACAGCGACACUGAGUUUAUCGAAUUCGAUUUCAACGUCGGCGUCGAAUGUGGUCGUGAGUUAUGCGACUUCGCUUUUCAGAUUCAUCACAAACCCAUCAACGUUUUGCUUCAAUACGAUCAUUCGGGUGUAUACGCUUCAUGCCCCGUCUCUGUCUCCCCACCGUUUCUUCGUCCAGAUGCGACGUCGUUCGAUUCCUCCCGAUUUCCACACCUUCCCUUUCGUAUUCAAGGCUUGUGCGAAGAAGGACUGUAGUCUUACAUUAGUCAAGACGCUGCAUUGUCAAGCGUUGAGAUUCGGAUUGGUGUCUGAUUUGUUCACGUUGAACACUCUCAUUCGGGUUUACUCGUUGAUUACCCCAAUAGAGAGUGCCUUGCAGCUGUUCGACGAAAAUCCCCAGAGAGAUGUUGUUACGUACAAUGUGUUGAUCGACGGAUUAGUGAAAGCCCGUGAGAUAGUUCGUGCACGAGAGUUGUUCGAUUCAAUGCCCUUUCGUGAUUUGGUUUCGUGGAACAGUCUCAUUGCUGGGUAUGCGCAGAUGAACCAUUACAGAGAAGCAAUCAACCUCUUCAACGAAAUGAUUGCUUUGGGUUUCAAACCAGAUAACGUCGCGAUUGUUUCGACUCUUUCAGCUUGUGCACAAUCAGGGGAUUUAGAAACAGGGAAAGCUAUUCACAAUUACGCCAAAAGGAACAGACUUUUCAUAGAUUCGUUUUUAGCUACUGCAUUGGUGGAUUUCUAUGCGAAAUGUGGUUUCAUCGAUACAGCAAUGGAGAUCUUCAACUUAUGUUCAGAUAAAACGUUAUUCACAUGGAAUGCAAUGAUCACUGGUCUUGCGAUGCACGGUAACGGCGAGCUGACAGUGGAUUACUUCCGUAAGAUGGUUAGUUCUGGUAUCAAACCGGAUGGAGUAAGCUUCAUAAGUGUUUUAGUGGGUUGUAGCCAUUCUGGUCAAGUUGAUGAAGCCAGGAAGCUUUUCGACGAAAUGGGAUCUCUGUAUGAUGUUGAUACAGAGAUGAAACAUUACGGGUGUAUGGCGGAUUUGCUUGGAAGAGCAGGGUUGAUCAAAGAAGCAGCGGAAAUGAUUGAGAAAAUGCCUAAAGUUGGAGGAAACAGAGAGAAACUCUUAGCGUGGAGCGGUUUGCUGGGUGGGUGUAGAAUCCACGGGAACAUAGAGGUUGCAGAGAAAGCUGCAGAGAGAGUUAGGACGUUGAGUCCAGAGGAUGGAGGAGUGUAUAAAGUGAUGGUGGAAAUGUAUGCAAAUGCAGAGAGGUGGGAGGAUGUGGUUAAGGUUAGAGAAGUGAUGGAAAGAGACAAGAAAGUGAAGAAGAGUGCUGGAUUUAGUAAAGUUAUGUCCUAAUUCUUAUGUUGACAAAAUGAUUUGUGCUACCUGCAGCUGCCGUCUCUAUACAACUUCCUGAUUAAAGAAGUCAAAGCAAUCAUUAGAAGACUCUGUCUCUGUAAGAGACUCUUGAAUUGUUUUAAUGGGCCCAGCCCAAUAAUUAUGUUCAACUAGCAGUGCACGUAAAAGAGCUCGCUUUUGAUUGACCUCUUGAACAAGGUUGCAGACAUUUCUUUCCUAAGUGCCUACAAGUCUAUUAUUUAGUAUGGGACAAGUGAGAGUUAAAGAAAUGUAUCUGUUAUAGGCGGCAACUGUGGAAAAAAAGAAGAAACCAGAUGUAGGAGAGAGCUCAAAGAGUGAAGAUACGAUGGAGAAGAAGGAAGAAACCGCGCCACCGCGCAAAGGGCAACUAAGACGUAAGAAUUAGAAGAGUUUUCCUACUGUAGAGAGAGGGAAGGCAAAUU